UUCCGCAAGCCUUCACUCGACACUCCCAAUUCUCUGCAAUAAGAACUAAGAAGCUCGAUAUCUUUCACUCUUACAAGUCAAACCCAGUAAUUUUCCCAAGAAAAUUAAGGGAAAGCCUAGGAGAAAAUUUCCUACAAACCAUUUCUUAUCCUACCAUAUCUUACUAUGUAUGGUAAUUGGUAAAAUAUAAGUUUGUAUUCUCUGUGAUUGGUUUUAGAUACAAGGUACAACAAUGGCGGGAAUAGCAAUAGUUUUGGAUUUAUUACGGAAAAAUCCAAGUUUUUAUACAGGCCAAAGCCUCCACUCUUAUGGGUUGUUCUCAGCCACCGCUGCCGCCUCUGCCGCCGCAGCCGCCAUAUCCGCCGGAACCCCUUUUGCCUCCAGGGCGUUGUUUGGGAUACCAGUCGCUCAUUGUGAUGCUGGUGCAUCAUUGGAUGAAGAUUACAUUUCCCGUAUACGAAGUGCAACUGCAAAUAUCUUUCAGCAUGAUUCUUUGAAAUACAAAACAAAAGAGUACAAAAUUGAGCUAAAGCCUUUGUUCUCAGCUUUUGAAUUGAGGGCGUUUGCUAUGACUUCCUUGAGAUCAUUUUUGAUGUUCUAUUUGCCUCUUUUGGAGCCUCAUUCGAACGUUGAAGAGGAUGACGAUGAAUUCCUUCAGAACGCUCAAGAAGAGCACCAUGUAGAUUUAGUUGUUCCUUUCAAAAAAUCAGUGAAGCAAAUCAUCCGUGAGAUUACAGUUGUAACUACUAGACGAGUGCUGGAACGAAUUGCUGUCCAUUAUGUUUCACAAAGGAUGACAUGGAAACUUUUGAAAGACGUUCCCAAAUCUGCUGUGCGCAAGGCUGGAAGAGGGAUGCCUACAUUGGUUUACUUCUUCAGCGUUAGCAGGACAACUUUCAGAGGACACUUUCUAGGGGUUGCAGCAACAUGGCUUGUUCAAGUUGGCAUCGAAAUCUACAGAUACUUUUCUUCUAUGAUGAAAGAGAGUGAUGAUGUUGAUAAAGCAGAAAAAGUUAAACUUCUCGGGAAAAAGGUCUCCAGUGCUACUGUGAGGUGUGGUUCAUCACUAGUUUUUGCUUCCAUUGGAGCAGGGCUUGGUGCCACCUUUUUUCGGCCUUCAGCCGGCCAGUGGAUUGGCUGUGCUGUUGGGGAUUUGGCUGGGCCCAUUAUUGUAUCAGUUUGCCUCAAGAAAGUCUUGCAUGUGGACCUUUAAACACUGGGUUCAAUUAUCUGUCAUAUUCAUUGCAUCUGCUUAAAUUUGACUAGUUUACUUGAAAAAUGUUGAGGUAUUUGAUAAUAUGUCUCUAAAGAGUAAUGUUAACAUUUAACUCUUAUCUCUCU
Molecule: messenger RNA, 1341 nt
Organism: Corylus avellana
Lineage: Eukaryota; Viridiplantae; Streptophyta; Magnoliopsida; Fagales; Betulaceae
Source: RefSeq, a predicted model, not a curated record